GCAUAUUUGACAUGUGCCGCAAUCUGAGGUUAGGAUAAUUCAAAAUUAUAAACAGCCAUCGGCAAAAUCUCAUUCUUCGUCUCCCCUAUUCUUUUAACGUGAUUUUUCAGUUUCACUAGUUACCAAUAAGCUCCACAAUGAAUAUCAGUUCAUAUUCCCCAAACAGAACCCUUAACCAAAGCCUAAACAAGUCCACAAUACUGGAACAAAGCUUGAUUUUAAAUAGAAAACGCCACAAGCUAAAGGAAAGUUUAAUUUGGUUCAGCAUCAACUUCCUGAUACUUGCCAUUAUCAUUUAUGACUUAACAUACAAAGUGCAAUGCAUGAUGUACAUGUCCUACUACCAUUACCUAGAAUACAGUUUGACAAUAGUGUUCACUCUCAAUGUGGUGUUUUACUUGGCUCGGAUCUGUCGGCUCUACUUUUCCACUUAUGAACCCAUCACAGUUACUGUGCAGCAGAAAAAGCUUUUAGGAGUGAAAGAUUCAGACCCAAAUUACACCAUUAUAAGCCCAUCAAAAACACCUCCUAGGAGUGCAAAUAUGGGCACCCCAUUAACCCAGAACACUCCUUUAAACAUGACCGCAUUGAGUUGGAGAUCAAAUGCUUCUCCAGGACAACAGGCCACCCCUCUAAACAUGACUGCUCUCAGUUGGAGAUCUAACUUGUCUCAGCAAGAUAAUUUGAGCAUGAAUUAUUCAAUGUCCUCACCCUCUUGGAGCUACCACAAAGGAACCCCAAACAGUUCAAACAUAAUGAUGAACGCUGAAUCAGUUGAGGCUCAGAACACUAAAUAUAUUAAUGAGCAGUCUGCUCUUGAGAAUAUUGAAGAUGAAGAUGAGGAGCAAGAAAAAGAUGAUGAAGAAAAAAUCACAUUGUUAUCGAACAGGGCCCCCAACAGUCAAAACAACUUGCUAAGUGCCUUUUGGAGCCACCCGGUGACCCAGAAGGCCAAAGAUAUAUCUACCAUAUUAAAGAUGAGUCAAUACCAGUUGUCCUCGCAAUCGCCCAGUGAAAUGUUAAGUGGUAGCCCUUCAAAUAAACAGGAGGAUAAAUCGGCCAAUAGUGUGCCAUGUUUAGAAGUCUGGACCAGGAUAAACGUUGAUACAGUAGCACUUACCCAGUGGAAUGAAAAUUUGAGAAUGUGGCUCUCUCAAACCAUUCUGGAACGUUUGGUUAAGGAGUUUGAUGUUAUUAAUGAAUCAUUGGAUAAGCAUAAUAUGUCCGACUGUAAGAUUGGUAUGGUCGGUUUAGAUAGGCUCAGAAAAACUGCUUUGAUGACCCAAAUCAGCCAUUUCAUUCCCUCGCUGUCCGCCAUCAUCCAGUUCCUGGAACUGCACCCGAACCAGGAAUAUUUGGUGAAAAGGAUCCGGGAACUGGCCAGGGGCGGAUGCAUGAGCGAAUUCAAAUGGAACGGGGGCGGCCACUACAACGGCAAAGAUUGGGACCAGUCGUUACCCACCGACUGUGCGGUCGUGAUGCAUCUGUUGGCUUGUUAUUUGGACACGCAAAUGAUGCCCUCGCCGAAUAUGCCCGACGCGAAACCCUUUACCGGUCAAUAUUACGUGAAAGUCGGCGAGAAAACGCCGGUUUUGACACCCCGUAGCGUGUUUAUACAGGAGGUUACCGUUAAACCGCCCCAUUACAGGGUGGUCGUCGGAGAGAAGAUUUACGAGAUGGUCAAAGGGUACAACAACUUGUUUCACAGCAUUUUGUUUUUUAUUUAUAACGUUAAUAAGCUGGAACAAGGGAUGCUGGGCAGGGUUAACUUGGGUAGGGCCGGACUCAACAUGCUCUGGAUCGUAGGCGAAAACGAGUAAUUAAGAGUGAUAUUAUUAGUAAUUCUGUUUUGACUGAUUUCCUUUUUUUUAUAUAGUAUUAGUAAUAAGUUCGGUUUAAGGCAUCAGACGAUUUGUAGGUACAAUGGUGUUAUUUGCAUCCUUUUUUUUAAUUUAGAUUUAAGCUUUUGUUGUGAAUUUCUUUAAGUGAUUAAAUGCGAGUUUGUAAUGGCUUUUAUAAUUUA
Messenger RNA from Anthonomus grandis grandis, 2023 nucleotides. Its product is annotated as transmembrane protein 209. Gene Ontology annotation, cellular component: membrane. The record is from RefSeq and is a predicted model, not a curated record. NCBI's taxonomy places the organism in Eukaryota, Metazoa, Arthropoda, Insecta, Coleoptera, Curculionidae. The transcript has 10 exons. Bases 138 to 1820 code for a protein of 560 amino acids.